CGGGCUUCGGGUAGCCGCGCCUCCCGCCCCCGCGCCGCCGCCCUAUAUGUUGCCCGCCGCGUCCUCCGGGGCAUGGAGCGCGGCGCCCAGCCUCGGCGAUGGCGGAGGAGCGCCUGCUGGCCGCGCUCGUCUACCUGCAGUGCGCCGCGGGCUGCCUGCUCCUCGGGCUGGACCAGAACAGGAACUCUUCGUACGGCCGCCUGGCGACACCCAGGUGCAGGCUCCGCGUGCCGGCUCGGGUCGCCUGGGCCGUGCAGGAGCUGCCCUCGCUGGCCCUGCCGCUCUACCAGUGCGCCAGCGAGUCCGCCCCGCGCCUCCGCCACGCGCCCAACCGCAUCCUCCUGGCCAUGUUCCUCGUGCACUACGUACAACGGUCCUUAAUUUACCCAUUUCUGAUUCGAGAAGGAACGCCUAUGCCACUGUUUCCAUGUAUAUUGGCAAUCAUGUUCUGUACCAGUAACGGCUAUUUGCAAAGCAGAUACUUAAGCCAUUGUGCGGUGUACGCUGAUGACUGGAUGAGGGAUCCCCGGUUUCUAAUGGGUUUUGGCUUGUGGUUAAUGGGCAUGUUGAUAAACAUCCAUUCAGAUCAUAUCCUAAGGAAUCUCAGAAAACCAGGAGACACUGGAUACAAAAUACCAAGGGGAGGCUUAUUUGAAUACGUAACUGCGGCCAACUAUUUUGGAGAAAUCGUGGAGUGGUGGGGCUAUGCUCUGGCCAGCUGGUCCAUUGAAGGCGCGGCUUUUGCUUUCUUCACAUUUUGUUUUUUAUCUGGUAGAGCAAAAGGGUAUCAUAAGUGGUACCUCCAGAACUUUGAAGAGUAUCCAAAGUUCAGAAAAGUUCUAAUUCCAUUUUUGUUUUAAGUGCAUUUUCAAUGAAAUUAUUGUCAACUUGAAGCUUUCCAAUGCAUUUAUCAGGGACUUUAUAACUAAGUCACAUCUUUGAAAUUUUCCUGCUAAUUCAUCAUUUUCAAGAUGUCCUCUAGGAAUUUUUUUUCCUAGUAAUUUCGCAAGCUAUCUAAAAAGUAGCAUUUUAAAUAAGCUGAAACGAGGCCGGGCACAGUGGCUCACGCCUAUAAUCCCAGCACUUUGGGAGGC
Saimiri boliviensis boliviensis (Bolivian squirrel monkey) is the source of this 1094-nucleotide messenger RNA. RefSeq names its product steroid 5 alpha-reductase 1 (gene SRD5A1). Gene Ontology annotation, biological process: steroid biosynthetic process. Gene Ontology annotation, cellular component: membrane. Lineage: Eukaryota; Metazoa; Chordata; Mammalia; Primates; Cebidae. The record is from RefSeq and is a predicted model, not a curated record. Gene Ontology annotation, molecular function: 3-oxo-5-alpha-steroid 4-dehydrogenase activity.